CUUUCUCUCUUUGCUUGGGACACGGCCAUAGGUCAAACCAACUCAGCUAGCUGCAUACUCUUCUUUUUCUUUCCUCACACCUUAAGAAAAAAAAAACACCAAAAAACACACUGUGAUAGAAUUCCUAAAAAAUGGUUUCAGAAAAACAGGGUUAGCAAAAAGCACCUUGCAUCACUACGCUUCCAAGUAUUCUAGGAGUUAUCAAAAAACAAAAGGGCUUGAAGGUAGCCUAGUUACUAGCAAAAUAGGUUUCUCUCUCUUUCUCCACUAUUCUUUUACCCGCUUUCCUGUUACGUUAUCUCCACCAUUUUCCAUCAAAAAUCUUACCUUCUCUCUCUCUCUUUCUCUUUGAGUCUUGAAACCCUGCUGAAAUCCGAUCAAACAAACAUCAAACCCAUUUUCUAUUUUUUUUUCUUUUCUUUUCUCUCUUACACACCUUCCAUGCCUUCUCUUUUCAAGAGAUCUUUCUUCCUUCUCCUCCUCCUCCUUCAUCUCCACAACUCUUAAAAACCCUCCUCAUCGAUCCAACAAGCAGCAACCUCACUGAAUCUACAAACAGUAACAAAGAUUAUUACUCGUAGAUCCAAUAACAGUAAUAACACCUCAGUUUCUUCUCUUAACAGAUCAUGAAUUCCUUUCAAGAAUUUGACUCAUCAAACACGGACAGUAACAGUACCAAAGCCAUCAUCAACUUCACAUCAGGUAACAGCACCAAUUUCCCACCAGCGCCACCACCAUCAUCAUCUUCACCGCCAUGUUCCUCUUCUUCUUCUGGCACCACCACCCUGAGCCGCUACGAGAACCAAAAGCGCCGCGACUGGAACACGUUCGGGCAGUACCUCCGCAACCACAGGCCCCCACUCUCGCUUGCACGGUGCAGCGGCGCGCACGUGCUGGAGUUCCUGCGGUACCUGGACCAGUUCGGGAAAACCAAGGUUCACACGCAGCUUUGUCCAUUCUUCGGGCACCCGAACCCUCCUGCAGCGUGCCCUUGCCCUCUACGGCAAGCGUGGGGGAGCCUGGAUGCACUCAUAGGGCGCCUCAGAGCUGCCUUUGAAGAGAAUGGAGGGAAGCCUGAGGCUAACCCUUUCGGUGCUCGCGCUGUCAGACUCUACCUUCGCGAAGUGCGUGAUUCGCAAGCCAAGGCUAGGGGAAUUAGCUACGAGAAGAAGAAGCGCAAGCGUCCCCAACAACCUCCUUUGCCUCCCUCAAAUAAUGCAAGUUAAAGUUGUGAUUUGACAAUGGGCUGGGGGCACUGCAAUAUGGGGACACCCUUUGCAAUGGCAUUAGAAAAAUAUUGUGUAAACCUAAACUGCAGUACUCUCGGUAGAUGCAGCAGUAAUUUAUGUAGUGGCAGUAAUAAACACUAGGGAGGGCUGUGCAUGUGUGUCUGUGACAGAUCAACAAUAUCACAACAUUGUCCGAUUUGUAUUAAUAAAAUAAAAAUGUGUAUGAACUCUUGAAGAUGUUAUGAAGAAAAUAAUAAUGGAUCUCAAGAUCUUGUCAGUUUCCAUAUUAAUUAUACCUUCA
Glycine soja is the source of this 1530-nucleotide messenger RNA. RefSeq names its product protein LIGHT-DEPENDENT SHORT HYPOCOTYLS 4-like. Gene Ontology annotation, cellular component: nucleus. Gene Ontology annotation, biological process: response to light stimulus; mRNA transcription. The coding region runs from base 627 to 1226 and encodes 199 amino acids. Lineage: Eukaryota; Viridiplantae; Streptophyta; Magnoliopsida; Fabales; Fabaceae. The record is from RefSeq and is a predicted model, not a curated record. The transcript is spliced from 2 exons.